This is a messenger RNA of Lontra canadensis (Northern American river otter), 3042 nucleotides long. RefSeq names its product cysteine rich secretory protein LCCL domain containing 2 (gene CRISPLD2). Gene Ontology annotation, cellular component: extracellular region. The record is from RefSeq and is a predicted model, not a curated record. NCBI's taxonomy places the organism in Eukaryota, Metazoa, Chordata, Mammalia, Carnivora, Mustelidae. Bases 142 to 1641 code for a protein of 499 amino acids. The transcript is spliced from 15 exons.
GCGCGCUGCUGCCGCUGCACGACCCGGGAGAGACGCCGGCGCGGUGGUGAUUGGAGAGGCGCGCGGAGAGCUCCCACGCCCCGGCGCUGCCUCGGAGCCCAGCCUGCUUGUCACCCCCGUCCUCGUGGCCUGCGUGGCACCAUGAGCUGUGUCCUGAACAGAGUCGUCCCCUUGGGGCUGGUGCUCCUGGUCUGCGGAGCCCAAGGCGUUUUCCUGCCCAACAUCACUCAGUUGGAGAAGCUGCUCAGCAAAUACCAGCAGGACAAGCCGCACUCCCGGGUCCGGAGGGCCAUCCCCAGGUCGGACAGGGAGGAGAUCCUCAUGCUUCACAACAAACUCAGGGGCCAGGUGUACCCCCCCGCCUCCAACAUGGAGUACAUGACUUGGGACGAGGAGCUGGAGCGGUCAGCGGCGGCCUGGGCUCACGAGUGCAUCUGGGAGCACGGGCCCACCAGUCUGCUGGUGUCCAUCGGGCAGAACCUGGCGGUCCACUGGGGCAGGUACCGCUCUCCCGGCUUCCACGUACAGUCCUGGUAUGACGAGGUGAAGGACUACACCUACCCCUACCCCCAUGAGUGCAACCCCUGGUGUCCGGAGAGGUGCUCCGGGCCCAUGUGCACCCACUACACACAGAUAGUCUGGGCCGCCACCAACAAGAUUGGCUGUGCUGUGAACACCUGCCAGAGGAUGAACGUUUGGGGAGAUGUUUGGGAGAAUGCGGUCUACCUCGUCUGCAAUUACUCUCCAAAGGGGAACUGGAUCGGAGAAGCCCCGUACAGAACCGGCCGGCCCUGCUCCGAGUGCCCGCCCAGCUACGGGGGCGGUUGUAAGAACAACCUGUGUUACCGAGAAGAGACUUUGACGUCCAGCCCCAAGCCGGAAACCGACGAGAUGAACGAAGUAGAGGCGGCCCCCGUUCCCGAUGACAAGCACGUCUGGGUCCAGCCGACGGUGGUCAGACCCACGAAGCCCAAGAAGGCGUCCGCCGUGAGCUACAUGACCCAGGCUGUCCGGUGUGACACGAAGAUGAAGGACAAGUGCAAAGGAUCCACGUGCAACAGGUACCAGUGCCCCGCGGGCUGUCUGAACAACCACGCCAAGGUCUUUGGGACUCUCUUCUACGAAAGUUCGUCCAGCAUAUGCCGGGCCGCCAUUCACUACGGAAUCCUGGACGCCAGAGGUGGCCUGGUGGACGUCACCAGGAACGGGAAGGUCCCUUUCUUCGUCCGGUCUGAGAGGAAUGGCGUGGAGUCUCUGAGCAAAUACAAGCCUUCCAGCUCCUUCGUGGUGUCAAAAGUAAAAGUGCAGGACGUGGACUGCUAUAGCACCGUCGCUCAGCUCUGCCCGUUCGAGAAGGCGGGGACCCACUGCCCCAGGGUUCGGUGUCCAGCACACUGCAAAGACGAGCCAUCCUACUGGGCUCCUGUGUUUGGAACUAACAUCUAUGCAGACAGUUCGAGCAUUUGCAAGACGGCCGUGCACGCAGGAGUCGUCCAGAAUGAGAGCGGGGGUUAUGUGGACCUGAUGCCCGUGGAUAAAAAGAAGGCCUACGUGGGCUCGCUCAGGAACGGAGUCCAGUCUGAAAGCCUGAGGACCCCCCGAGACGGAAAGGCCUUCCGGAUCUUUGCUGUCAGGCAGUAAAUUUCCAGUGUCGGGGAGAAGGGGGCGUGCGUCUUCAAGAGGGCUUCCGAGUUUUGCUUUUUAUUUUUAUUCUGUCAUUUUGGGGGGCGGGGGGUUGGGCUGGGGAUAUAGAGAGGCAGGAAACUUCCUUUGAAUGGCGUUCAGUGUCACACCCUUUGUGCCUUUGUCUCGAACCACAUGGAGAAGCUGCCUCCUGGGGUCCCAGCCAGACAGCUGGUGACUGGUCCUGCUGGGGCCGGGGGUCUCCAUCUGUGUGCCCUCUCCUCACGGACGGUCACCGAGGCGUUCCUCCCCAGUGCUCCUUGGUGGGCAGGAAGAGGGUUCCAGGCCCACAGAGAUGGCAGGACUCGGAGCUCACGCCCGGGGGAGGCACGCAGGGGUGGGAAGAGGCAGAGUGAGCGCCGGAAAGGCGAGUUUCAGGAAUGGAGUAGAAGGUUAUUUAAAAACUUGGAAAACACAGUCCGUCCCUACCGAUGGAGAAAAAUGGGUGUGACGUUUGCUGGUCAGACACAUGGGCUGGAACCAGGAGGGCUGGGGGAGCGAGGCCUGGGCCCCGCCCUGGCCCCCCGUCCGUGCCGGCACCCCGCCUCCCGCGGGCUGGUUCUGUACGCAGCAGUGCUGGCUUACUUAGAGCCCCUUAGUAACUCCCGAGAUGUAUCUCUUGUCUUCAUCCUUCCUUUUGUCCACGUGGCCCAUCUGUCUGCUGCCGUGACCUUUGGUCUCCUUGAGGACAAAUGAACCAGGAUCCUUUCUCGGCCCUGUCCCUCCCCUUGUGGCUCCUGGCUCAGCCCAGACUGGGUUAUGCAUCACCUUCCCCGCCAGGGUCUUUGCUUUGCGAGAGGUUCUGUUGGCAAACCAGCGCCCCCUCCCCAACUUGUUUUUUUUUCUCCAACUCACAGUUUCUGUUGGUUCCACUGAGGCAUCUGUGAACAGCCAAAGGAGGGCUGUUUUCUUGCUGCUUUCUGAAAGCAGUGGUGGACUAUGCGGUCCCCCUGCAUCGGCUAACCUAGUUUCUAGCCACGGGGGGAAGGGAUUCCUGAGUACAUUCCUUGCCCAGGUUAGCAGCUCUGGGAAGAGGAACCGUUUGUGGUUAUGAAACCCUCCUGCGGUGUAAUAGCAAGAGACAGAAACACUCUGGAAGGGUUUCUCUUCCUGUUUUUGUGGAACACGUCUUGCCAAACGGCUCCGAGGAGCUCGGUGCUCUCUGGGUCCCGCUUUAUAAAAGUACUUCAGGAGCCCAGACCCAAAACCCACAGUGAAACAAAAUACCUUUUUGUAAAUAGCAUUGCUUUGCAGAGGCUAAAAUCUCUCACUUUCGUGAACACCGGGUUUACGUCUGAUUUCACCCUCCCUCGAAAUAUUUCAAAGGCAAAGGAACUAACAGAUGGUUUUAAAAAACAA